UUUACUCAACAAGUCCCAAGUCGCUUCUUUGCCGGUUGUCGGAUGACUUCCGGGCAAUUAUUUAUUUCUCUCCACGUGUUGGGCGAUUCAAUCGGAAAUUUUGACGUGAAACACUCACACACAUACAUCUAUUUACAUCUCUAUAUAAUUAUCGCCUCUUGUUUUUUUUUCUGUUUGAAAUAACACAGUUAUGGAAUCAGUCGUUAUUGUCGCUGCAGCUCGCACUCCCAUCGGUUCCUUUAAUGGUAGUUUUGCCACGAUUCCAGUGGUAGAACUCGGUGCCAAUGUCAUUAAAAGUAUCCUUGAACGGUCAGCUGUAAAGCCUGAAGAUGUAUCAGAAGUUAUUAUGGGAAAUGUCUACACAGCAGGUGAAGGAGCAAACACUGCUCGUCAAGCGAGUGUCAAAGCUGGUUUACCUUAUUCCGUCCCAGCCUGUUGCAUUAAUAUGUUGUGUGGCUCCGGCUUACGAUCUGUUGUGAUGGCUGCUCAAGCGAUUAAAGUUGGUGAUUCUAAUAUUGUCAUCGCAGGAGGAAUGGAGAGUAUGAGCCGGGCUCCGCAUUGUACUCACAUGAGGACUGGAACUAAGAUGGGAGACAUUAACAUGGUAGACACAGUUUUGAAGGACGGUUUAAUUGAUCCUUUUUACCAAUAUCACAUGGGUAUAACAGCUGAAAAUGUUGCCCAGAAAAUGAACGUAUCUCGUUCUGAACAAGAUCAAUUUGCCGUCCUAUCUCAACAGAAAUGUGAUGCUGCCCAAGUCUCAGGACAUUUUAAGAAAGAAAUUGUUCCUGUUAGUGUCAAGACAAGAAAUGGAGAAUUAAUCGUUGACAAAGAUGAAUUUCCUCGACCCAGCUCUACAACUGAGGCACUGGCUAAACUAAAACCUUGCUUCGUAAAAGAGAAUGGAACAGUUACUGCUGGGAAUGCUUCUGGAAUUAACGAUGGUGCUGCUGCUGUGAUGUUGAUGUCGAAAACAGAAGCCAUUGAACGAAGAAUGAAACCACUUGCUCAAAUAGUGUCUUGGGCCCAGGCUGGCAUUGAUCCUUCAAUCAUGGGCACUGGACCAAUACCUGCUGUUCGAAAAGCUCUUCAAAAGGCAGGUUGGAAUAUGGACAGUGUGGAUGUUUUUGAGUUAAAUGAGGCAUUUGCAGCUCAGUCCUGUGCUGUCAUCAAAGAAUUACAAUGUGAUCCUAAGAAAGUGAAUCUGUGUGGUGGAGCCAUAUCAUUAGGUCACCCCCUGGCUGCCUCAGGAACUCGUAUCCUAGUCACAUUAUUAUACAACAUGCAACGGCUUCAGCUGAAACGAGGUGUUGCUGCCCUUUGCGUUGGAGGUGGCAUGGGUAUUGCUAUAUGUGUGGAAGCUGUUUGAGAAGUUCUUUUGCCUUAAAUAUCUCUGGAAAUUUACCUGAAUAUGUGUGCUCUCUCUUUGUCUCUCUCUCUCUCUCUCUCUCUCUCUUUUCAUAUAUAUAUAUAUAUAAUUCUUUCAUAAAAAAUAUGAUAUAUAUUUAUUGCAUAUUUUUCUUGCUAUUAUUAUUAUUAUUAUUAUUACUUUAUAAUAUGGAGUGCUAAAAAUGGUUGUAUCAGACAAAAUGCCUUACAAUAUUUACUUUUCAUUCUUUCUGUAUUUGGAAUUUAAAGACUCACUACUAAUUUGCCUUUCAUCCCUCUGCUAUCAGUACCAGAUGUAUACUAGGGUUGGUUCAGUUAAUUAUACACCUCCACUACAAGUCUGUGUCAUUAUACUUACAUAUGUUCAACAUUCAGCUGCAGAUGCGAUACUUGGACCCAUCAUCAACAUUGUAUCCUAGGAUCACUGGGUGUUUCAGGUCUUCUAACAUACACCCACAAUUAUGUGGUCCGAACAAAGAUGAUCAAGCCACAACCCAAGUACCUGACAUAUACUAAGGGCUAAUUCGGUUCAUUAUACUCUUCCACUGCAGAUUUAUGGCACUGCACCAACAUAAGCAGUUUUUAUGUAAAAUUUAAUUAACUAUAUUUUGGUUUAUGUUACUUACAUGAUACUAAUAAAUAUGAAAUUUAUACAAAAUCUCCUUGAAACACUGUUCUAAGGUUAAUCUGAUUGUUUUCUCACUUUUCCUAAUUUUUUUUAAUGUCUAUUUUUCCAUGCUUGCAUGGAUCAGAUGAAUACAUUAGAACAGAGUAUAUGAAUAGCAGUGUCAUUGUUUGCAACCAAUAAACAUAUACGAAGGUAAAGAUAAGUACAAACAUACACACACACACAGUACAUGUUUGACCUAUUUCUCCACUCACAAGACUAGUUGAUCUGAAGCUAUAGAAGAAGACAGUUACUCAAAGCGGCAUGCAGUGGGACUGAGCCUGAAACCAUGGUCUUUGGAAGUGAUCCUCAAAUUUAUUCCCAUUAUUACCAUAACCCUUUAUCUUGUGUGUGUGAGAGAAAUUGCAUUGAAAUGUAUUGGGAGAAAUGCCUCUCUCAUUCUAUCUGUUUCAUGUUCCCUCUCACACACACACAGUCCCUUCCUUGUAUAUUGUCUUCAUUCUUGUCUCUAAGCUUACCAUUCUCUUGUUUAGUCUUUCCAAUAAAGGUACUGUUAUUUGUAUCUUUUAUUAUUUAAAAACCCGUUUUCAUCCCUCCAUCUACGAGUGGUGUGUUCAUUAAAGAUUUCCCCUGACCCACUUCCCAAGAACUGGGAUAAAUGAAACUUGGCAUAAUUAUUAGUCCUUCCCUACAUGGCCACCACCGAUGGUGACACACUUCUCCCAUCACUAUAUGCAGCUGUGAAGACCUCGUCUGUAGAAGUUGGUAGGUUGUGUCUGGAGCCAAGACUUUACCUUGGAAACAAGUUCAUUAUCAUCUGAAAAGUGGUGGAAGUCAGAUGGUGCAAGGUUGGGAGAGUAAGGGGGAUGAGGAAGGAUUUCAUAGCUGCUGGAGUGUGCUUCAUCUGGGCAACAUGCACAUUGCAAACUGAGGUGUUGUCUUGGAGGAGAUGGACUCCUUUUGUCAGUUUGCCAUGCCUCUCUGCUUUAAUGGCAUCUUGCAAUUUCUGCAGCAGAAAUAUACCUCAUUAACUGUGGUGUGCUUUGCCAGAAAAUCCAUCAUCACAACUCCACGCUGGUCCCAAAAGACUGAGCACCACCUUGCCUGCUGAGGGUUGGACACGAGCCUUCUUUGAAGGUGGUGAGUUAUCAUGCUUCCAUUGCUUCAACUAUAGUCUCAGAAUUAUAGUGAUGUAUCCAUGUCUCAUCUUGUGUGAUAAGACUGCUGAAAAAGUCUUCGUUUUCUUGGCACGUUGUCAAAAGAGCCUGGGAGCAAUUGACUCGUUAAAGGUGUGAGUAUCCGGGGAAUCUACCAUGCAGAUAACUUCCACGUGCAAAUGGUCAUGAAUCAUUUUUUUUUCCCACAGACCCUACACUUGUCUUCACUUCUUGCGCUAGUUGCCAAAUAGUUAUGUGGCAAUCCUCCAAAAUGGCAGCUUCCACUUUAUUGAUGAUGUCAUCAUCAAUGGCAGAAUGUAGUUACCCAGGAAUAGGAGCAGUUUCCACCAAUGUCCAGCUGCAUUUGAACUGGCGAUGCCAGUGUUUGACUACGUCAUAUGAUGGUGCAUCGUCACCAUAAACUUCUUUCAUCUCAUCAAAAGUCUCUUUUGGUUUAUGACCUUUCAAGUAUAAGAGCCUGAUCACUGAUCUGCAUUCGUCUGCCUCCAUUUAAUAAUACCUUAGUCCACUUCUGAAGCCGUAAAAGACAAACGAAUACUAGUGGAAAGCUGCAAUUUACAAUGCAACAUGUAGAAACAUGUAUAAUUAUACUUGGAACAAGUUCCGUUUCCUGCAAUAACUGGAAGUAAGUCGGGGGAAAUCUGGAAGUCUGGACCAAUCCAAACUCCAAGUAGCUUAACAGGACCUUUUGUCCAACACUCCACAACGUUAUUGGACGCCAUCGGCUUGAUCCUCCAGAUGCUGAGUUGCAAACUAACCAACCUGUCCUUGUUAACCUUUGCUCCUGCCACCGCCUCCUAACUUCUGGGUCCUUCCUGAUCAACAUCACCACCCCUCGUCUCGCAGACUUGGGAAUUCUCCCAUUCUGCUGCCAAUAGGUGUAGACAAUGGCCAACAGGUGCUCGAACAAGUCUGGCAUACUUUUAUAAAAUUCAUAGGGUAGACCAUCAAGACCCGGUGACUUCUCCCCGGGGCAUUUGCCUAGUACCUUGAUCACCUCCUCGGCUGUAAUUGGCCCUUCGCAGCACUCAGCAUCUCGGGCCACCGGACAGGAAGUCCCUAAGGGCCUCACCAUGAUCCAGCGUCCCACCCCUCCCAAAUAACUCAGUGAAGUACUUGUAAAGUGCCUCACACAUCAUGUCUUGUCCGUCGACUGAACUCCCAUUGUCAUCAACAAGAGACUUUAUUGUGACAUCAUUGCCACACUGGGUUUCUACCGUACGGGCCCAUCCGACAGCAUUAAUUCCCUCACGGCCCAAUAUGCGCACUUUAGCCCGGACUCUGCACCCCUCGUGUUUGGCUUUGAGGUGACGGUCCAAGGCCAUUCUCGCUGCCAGAAUGUGGGAUGUAGAGCCCAACCUCAAUGCCUCCUCUAAGUCCUUAACUAGCUGCCAUUCUAUUCUAGUCUUAGCUAGUGGCUCCCCUAAUGGGGAGGGGCACAAAAAUUAGUUGCAGGCUAAUGUCAAUGACAGGAUAUAAUGCAUGGCUGUCAUAACAUUUCAUAUGCCAUUAGCAUAGCAAUAAGGGUUUCAAAUUUUAGUACAAGGCCAGCACUUUGGGGGAGGGGGUAAGUCAAUUACAUCAACCCCAGUAUUCAACUGGUACUUGUUUUAUCAACCCCAAAAGAUGAAAGGCAAAGUCAACUUCAGUGGAAUUUGAACUCAGCAUUUUGACUGGUGUGCUAAUAAUUCUACCAGCUUUGCCACCUUUUAUGGCAAAGCAAUAUUGUCUGGAGAAAUUCCUCAUGUAAAUAUUUCUUUUCAUAUUAUAAACUAUUGUUUAUAUCCACCCAACCACGGAAGAUGAUAAUCAUAUUCUGAAAUGAACCAUGUCAAAGGAAAGGAAACCAUUCAACUACAAAAUGUUUUCUUGAAACAAACAAAAACAGAAAAAUUAUAAUUUGCAUAAUUUGGCAAUUUUAGAUGUUUUUACACUAUUUUGUUUUUUAAUCCAGUUCUGAGAUGAAAAUGGAAUCCAUUCUCAACCAGAAGACAAUAGAAACUGGCAUGGUUCUUCUUGCAAUUCUUCAAAGUAUUGAUGUUUAUAUAAAAGUUUCCUGUUUCCUUAAAUAGUUCUUUGUAUUUCUAUUGAGCUCUGCGACAUCUUUUGUACUGCAGAGACUGAGUAGCAGAGGGAAGACAAAGCAAUGCUUCUCACUAAAAUGGUCUGCUUUGCCACCGUCACAGGGGUCUUGUACACUCAUCAGACCAUAACAAAUUUCAAUCAUCCCAUUCUUGUUCUCAGGUAGUCGAAUGUCUUCCAUAGAAUCCAUGGUGCUUCUGAGUCAAGAGGGAAAUCAUUAGCAGGAGAGAUCUCCAUGUCAAUUGGAGAAGAGUUCUUCUUGAGUUUUUCCAUCCAGAGAUAUUGUUAGGUGUUAGGCAUGGCUGAGGUUGUUUUUUCCUUGGUUUCAAUCAUUGAACCAGGCAUUGAUGUCCAUGGAAGAGGUAGCAUUUAUCACUAGUAACUUUUGCUAUCUUGACUCAAGUAUAGUUCAACAAAUUGAGUCAUUCAUUUCACAUUUGUGACUCAGUCUCAGAUCAUGGUAUCUUAGGCUUUUGGUUGACUUCAAUAUUUUUAAAUAGAUUGGGUAAAUGUGACAAAUCCUGUCAAAUGGAUUGUAUCUGUAAUUCCUAGGUCACACUAUCUGUCUUUUUACUGACUCCAUGAGCCAUUAAGUCAACGCUUAUGUUUGGUUCUUGUGGCAUUAAGUGGAGGAGAGAGAAAUUUACCUCUUAAUAAGAUGCCAGUCUUUUACAGGUAACUUCCUUUCAGAUGGGAAUUAAACUUCACACUUGAAUGUACCUCCUCCUCCUCUUCAGUUUUAUUGUCUACAGUCUUAAAUUACACUAACCUGAUGACGCCUCUAUGCAGCCUCCUAAUCUUGAAAUAGUAACCAAAUUCCCACACAUUCCACCCUAUUGUGUUAAAGCAAGUAGAACCCAGUUGUAGUUUUAGCCAUAUAAAAUGACAGAAUGGGCAGAGCUGGAAUGCUUAUGAUCAUAGGUCUGUUUGAUCAGAGCUGACCUGGGGUUAAACAACAACCACUCACUCGUAGUUGGGAAACCUUAAAUGGGGAGGUCAAGUGUUUGAGCCAUCAAUGCAUGUGGUGGUUCUUGUUGCUGGACACAAACCACUGAUCCAUCUUUCAGUUGGUUUGUCCCAUCUCACUCUUUGACUUCUUCAAACAUUCAUCAUUUGUUCCAUAAAACAAUGUUUAGGACAAGAAACAAAGGACUCUGCUAUUGAUACAUGUUGUGUCCUUUGCUUGCAGUCCUCCAUGAAAGCACAUCUGGGCUUUUCAACAUGUUGCUUAAUCUUUAUAAAGAAAAGGAUAUUCAAACAGGGUUCAGUUGUUUCCAGUUCACUCAAUGUAACCAUGUUUGGGCUGUUUGUUGUCCAAUAGACUAAGGAAUUAAUACUUUACUUAGAAACGGGUGAGAGUUGGUGACAUGAAGAACAUUCCACCGCAUAAAAUCUGCCUCAACAAAUUCUGUCUGACCCAUGUAAGCAUAGAAAAGUGAGCAUUAAAACCAUCGUGAUAAUGGUUGUUAAAUUUUUACUCACUUAUUAAGUAUUCACUAUAAUCUACUGCAAAUUUCUAUUGUGCAGUUUAACUGGAUUUGGGCUUCCAACCACAGAAACCAAACCAACUGUAGUUCUCGAGGGGAUGGCGCUGUGAGGAUCCAUCCAUUCUAUAACAUGGAAUGUGGACAUAAGAUGAUUAUCUGAAUUGUUAAUGUCAGUCAUAAAUGUUGAGGUGACUAAAGGAUUUUUUAUCAGCUCUGUAGGCAAGAUCCUUUUAAACUCUCCCUAGCUCAGUCCAUCUUACCACAGAUAGGUGCCAUUUUGGUGGCUGAGUGGCUUUAAUCCUUGACUCUGUUAUGGAUCCAAUGUCCGUGUCCCUUUGUUGUGUAUUGUUUGUAUUUAUCCAGCUAUUUGAAGGAAUAACAACCAGACCAUCUGAGGAUGUUUCUUACAAUAGACUAUCAUCCUGAUCCGUAUUGGAGAUCCUUCGAUUGUUCUCUGCCAUUUAACACAUCCUACAUUUAACACAUGCAGAAUAAAUCUCCAACUUGUAAAUCCAUGCAAUCCAGGGAGUAAUUAAGUUGGUAAUUCAUAAAACCCACAAGAACUCAACUAUAGAACAUACAAAGUGCCUUUUAUUGUUGUCUCACAUGUUAUCCAGUUGAUGGGUGGGCAGUGUUAUAUUCCCUUAUUUAACCCUCUUUUCUACCAAAUUUCUAUUAAAAAAUGCUCCCUUUUUUGUUUCAGUAAAUUAUGAAAAUAAUGAAUUUAGUAAAAUAUUCUUGUCAGUAUUAAGCUGGGGUUUGGAAUAUGAAUUAAGCUUUUUUAUACCAACCUACAUGAAACUAACCCUAAUUCUAUGAUAUCAGUUUCUCAUCUUAAAAUGAUCCAAAUUUUCUCCUUCCAAUAAAAUUCCAUGUAGAGUUAUGUUCCAAACAUCAUCUUAAGGUCAAAGUUAACUUUGCUAUAUUCUUCAUUAUUUUUUGAAGUUAAUUGAAACAAAUUCAGUGUAUUUCAUCAGAAAUGGUUAACUGGAAGAUUUUGAGAUAAUUUUAAAAUAGGAAAUUUCUAUCCUAGAACCAGGGCUGUCUCAGGCAGGUUGAUAUUAAAAGGGUUAAUGGAUGUAUAUGUUUCUUUUUCUUUUUUUUGCAAAUUUCAAGAUGGAUUGAUUAUUCCUUAUUCAGAUAAUAUGUGGAAAGGAAAAAGCUUAGAGUGAAUUGCUUGAAGAAUUUUGGGUUGUUUGAUUUUUUUUACAUAAGAGAAUUGUUUCUUGUAUAGUUCUACAGUUCUUUUAUUUUUUCUUUUAAAUUCCUUUAUUAUAAACGUACAAUAAAAUGCUUAAUGACUUCUCAGUGCCAAUUAUUUUUUUCCUCUCCAAUUGUGAUACUUAAAUGCUUUCUUUUGAAACAAUUAUAUUUUUUUGAUAAUAAAAUGCAGUGAUAUCGUUUACAAUUAAUUAGAACAAUUUCAAAUUCUUCUUCAUAUAUUUCUAUUUUUUAUUUGUAAAAAUGAAUAAUAGAAAUAAUUAAAAGAAAAGUGUAAUUUUCUAUACUUUUGAAGUAAAAAUAA
Molecule: messenger RNA, 8289 nt
Organism: Octopus bimaculoides (California two-spot octopus)
Lineage: Eukaryota; Metazoa; Mollusca; Cephalopoda; Octopoda; Octopodidae
Product: acetyl-CoA acetyltransferase, cytosolic
Molecular function (GO): acyltransferase activity, transferring groups other than amino-acyl groups
Source: RefSeq, a predicted model, not a curated record